Alligator mississippiensis (American alligator) is the source of this 2104-nucleotide messenger RNA. RefSeq names its product C-type lectin domain family 2 member D. Bases 410 to 1255 code for a protein of 281 amino acids. NCBI's taxonomy places the organism in Eukaryota, Metazoa, Chordata, Crocodylia, Alligatoridae. The record is from RefSeq and is a predicted model, not a curated record. The transcript is spliced from 8 exons. Gene Ontology annotation, molecular function: zinc ion binding.
CUAUUUCAGUCGUCUCACGCAGGCCCCCUCCUCUUUCCUUCCAGACUCCCUCCUGACUACAAGUGUCUCGGACAGGAUCCUCUCAGAGGGGCUGAGUGCGGGGGUCCCAGCUCCCCGGAGUGGGGCUGAGAUUUGCCGUGGCUCUGGGAUAGACCGUGACUUUCCAGAAGCCAGGGAAGAUGCUAGCUCUGAACGUUUCCAAGACAGCCACCCUUUCUGCACAUGCCAAGAAGGCUGUUAUCAGUGAAAAAGCAGACCCAGCUUUCAUGUGGAUCAGCCAAGGGAAGUCAAUUUAGAAGAUCAAGUCAUCUACCUUGGGUUUAAAGACGUUUUCUAGGAGGGAACCCCCAGGUCAAACCAUCAGCACCAGACGGGGGCAGGAGAACCCAACGGGCUUCCUUUGGAGGACAUGAAUUUGCAAGCGGACAGUGUGUGUAGGAUACACAAGGCGGAGCUAUCAUUCUUCUGCGUGGAGGAUCAAAGUCUCAUUUGCAAGGUCUGUAGAACUGCCAGAGAGCACAAGUCGCACAUGGUGAUUCCCAGAGCGGAGGCUGAAGCCAUGGGAAGCACGGUCACUGGAAACACAUCAGUCAGGGAGAAGACCUUUCCAAGGCCAGGGUCAUCUUCUGCUGUGGACAGCCAUCUGAGUAUUGUUGAGCUGGCCAAGGAGGCUGUGGAUGAGGACACAGCCAUGCUCAAAGAGAACAACCCAUCUGGCUUCAAGAUGCAGCGGUUUCUGGUAUGGACCAUCCUGAUCAUCUUCCUCAUUGCUAUUGGUGGACUGGGCGCGACUAUAUUUGUUUUUACGAGAGCAUCAGGGACCAAUGAGCCAGCUGACCAGAGGCCUUCCAUAGUCCCCUGCUGCCCCCCAGGCUGGAUUGCAUCCCUGGGGAACUGCUACUACCUCUCUGAGGAGGAAAAGAGCUGGGACCUCAGCCAAGACCACUGCUUCUCCCACGGUGCCUCCUUGGCGGUGGCCAGUAGCUUGGAAGCUCUGGCCGCCGUGCACCGGGCAGGCGCCUCCAAUCACUGGAUUGGACUCCGAAGGGAUCCAGGCCAAUCAUGGAGAUGGGUGAACGGCGCUGAAUUCAACCACUCCAGCUUUGAAGUGCAUGGAGGGGGGUCCUGUGCCUACCUCACUGCCAGCGGUGUGGACAGCGCGAAGUGUAGCACCGAGAGGAGGUGGGUCUGUGGAAAAGUUGUGGAGCCAGCUAGAAGACAGACGGACCCUAACGAAAGGGCCCUGAGAUACUAGGAGGACCUCCACACUUAAGCCUGGGCCCCAGAAACAACUCAGUGGAGUCAGACGCUCCUCACUGCUUGGUGACCCCAGUGCAAAGCUCUGUAGUGUACUACGCAAGACACUUUGCUCCCUCUAGCCAUCCCAAUCAAGAAGGCUUCACAGCUCCUCAUCUAUCCAUCGCCUGCAGGGCUACAAGACAAGCCAGGACCCUGCUGAGAGAUUCCCACCUUCUCCAAGGUACUGAUGAGUUAGAACCAGUCAUCAGUGUGAUUCUCUGGAACAAGGACCUCAGUGGGUCCCCAAGGACUUCCCUGGUUUAGUAUUUCUGGCUUCACAUUGCAAUGCAAAGCAAUAAAACUCCAGAGGAGAAGCUGGUUUGUGAGGAAUAGGCAUGUCUGUCCUUCUACAUGGCUUUUCUUUCCUGCAAGAGAUGCUUCCUGCCCCUUGGCUGGCAUUUGCCAAAGAACAGCAGGUUGGGAAGGAAGUGAAGCAUGCCUGGAGGAAGACACUAACAAUGGGCAGAAAUAUUUUCCCAGUAAAUGCUUUCCAGGGCAGGCCUGCAUGACUUUGUUGUCCUAUCUAACCUACAUCCCCCAAGACAGGGACCCAAUGAAGCUGAAGACUCCACAGUGGUGGCAUCUCACAGGACCUGUAUCUCCUCUUCUUCCUUUCUAAAUCACACUUCAUGGGCCAGACUAUAUUUCCUACCAGGCCCAGAUUCUCCUUUCUCAGCAGCCAUUGCUUCCUUGAAGUUAAGAGUCCAGCUACUCCCAAGGAGGAGGACAGUAGCCCUCACACCCCAACAGCCCCUCUCAUGGAGUACCACAGCAGCAUUUCCAAAUUAAAAGCAAUAUACUGGUU